UGAUCACUGACCUGCAUCCCUCCAAUCUGCUUAUCCAACCAUAAUGAUCCGCGGGAGCUAAUAUAGCUGAUAUAUACGUACUUUCACUUGUGCACUGAUAACGUUCAUAUACGUAUCCCAUGCUAAUGCGAAUGUGGCUUGUUUGUAUGUAAACCUUAUAACAUCGCUACUAUUUUACGAUGCCUCAUUUGAAGAAGAUAUUCAUAAUCUUUGGACUGAACAUUUCGGUAAUAUGGAUUGUAAUUUCACUACGCACAAUGACACCUACGCAUCCCCAGAAAAACCUUAUACAUCGCUCCUAUCUCGACGGCAACUUCACUCGGAGCAUUUCAGGCAUGGUAGAUUACGAGGCAGCCACGCCUGCAGGAGGAAAAAAUCCAUUGUGCUAUAAAGUUGUUUAUACUUGGCUGGAUGAACGUGAUACAUUUCAUGUCAACCUGAUAUUCAAGGAAACUGGUAGGUUUUCUUGUCCUGGCCUUUCUUGUGGUGUUCAGAUUGAACAUGGUCGCAACCUGACCAGACUUGCUGCCAGUGACGUCGUAAUUUUGUUUUACAAGUCAGAAUGGAAUUGGUAUGACCUUCUUGAGCAUCAAUCGGACAGACAGAAGUGGGUUUUCUGGACAUCGGAGAGCCCACGCCACACCAACCACCGUGUAAUUCCACCACCAGAACAUAGAAAUAAAACUUAUGAUUACAUCAUGACAUAUAGGAAAGGGGUAACGGAGACAGAUGCAUAUCUCCCUGAUGGUGGAUAUGGUCAUUUUGAUAGAAUAACGUCUUUGGUUCAAAAGAAUGACAACACGAACUGGGCGGCAAAUAAAGACAAAAUGGUUGCUUGGGUAUCUACUAAUUGCCACCCUUCUACAUUAAGCUAUGAUCGCACAGGGUUUGUGAAUGCAUUGGCGCGACAUGUCGAAGUUGAUAAAUACGGCCCUUGUGGAACCAUGGCUUGUAAGGAUCUGGCUACCUGUGGUCUACAGAAGUACAGGUUUUACCUAGCGCUCGAAAAUUCGGAAUGUGAGGAUUACAUCACUGAAAAAUUUUGGUACACCUCGCUUACUCUUGGUUUGAUACCCAUCGUGUUUGGAGCCCCAAAGGAAAACUAUCUCAGAGUAGCUCCACCAAAUUCCUUCAUAUUUGUUCCAGAUUUUUCAUCUAUAGAAACACUGGCAGCUUACCUGGUGAAGCUCAGUGAAAACGAUGCUCUGUAUAAUGAAUAUUUUGAAUGGAAGAAGGAAGGGUCUGUUACAUCACAUAUACAGUUUUCAAACAUGCAACCCCAGGCUCUCUGUGAUAGUGUUGUUAAUCGAGUAUUAAAAGACGAGGAAAUGGAGCGGGGUGAAAGAGGAAAGAGAGGAAGGAAACCGUUAGUCAACGAUUGGGAUGAAUGGUGGACAAACUCUUGCCAUUCCACCGUGACUGGAUUCCCUAUUCCUGAAAAAUGAAACAUUUUCUUCAAUUUUGUUCGGCUAAAAAAAUAUGCAUAUUACCGAGUUAUCAACUCAUACGAAUACAACGUUUACUUUUAGACGGUGUUAGAUUGGUUUGCGUGAAUUUAUAACUUUAGGAUAUCUAAGAGACCUCCUUUCUGAGAUCAUUCAAUUUGAUGUAAAUAUUUAUUUAAUAAACAUUUGUAUGAAUCAUUAAGGUUUUUUUUUAUAGGCGUGUAUAUUUCAUCAUGCUAGAUCAUUGAAUGUUCUGAAAGCAAAUUGAAUAAUAAAUAACUCCAUAUAGGUUGAAACGAAUGUAAUUAUGGCUCAUAGUCACAUUUCAUAAUGAAUCGCUAUUUAACACAAGAUCUCUUUAGGGUCCAUGCAGCCAAAAUUCCAGUUGGAUUAGUAUAGAUGUAUAUUAUGUUAUUCAAGCAUUCGUUACAUCUUUUAAUAUAUUAGCAAAUAUCUCAAGAAAAUUUGCUCAGCUCCAUCCCCCAAAUAGCUCUAGACCGUCCUCAUUUUUGAGGUGACAUUGUCAGAUAAUUGUUAGCAUUACAUGGUUAGAAAGCCAACGGCGGGGCAGUGGUGUAGCUUUGCAAGAAUGGACCACCUGUUACCUGUCUUUUUAUUUAGAAAAAAAUGCAAUAUGAGGCAUGAUCAGCAUUGCAUCAUCAGCAAAGAAAAGUGAUGCAAACGUAAUAUAUUGUAAGCAUAUACUGAACUCUUUAUUUACAAGUAUGACAUUGUUUAUUGUAAAGGUAUAGCGCUGGCUCUGAGUGAACGAUGAUGUCAAUGUGAGAAUAACAUCUCCAGUUCUUUUUUUUUCUUUUUUGAGGAGUGGAAAUAAGCUUGUUGAAACAUGUUCGCUCAAAUUAUUAUUCGAAAUAUAUUUGGACACCACAAUAGGGAGUAUCAUUUGUAUUAUGAACUGUACAUCGAUAUGAAUUAACAUUAUAUUGUAAGCAUAUACUGAACUCUUUAUUUACAAGUAUGACAUUGUUUAUUGUAAAGGUAUAGCGCUGGCUCUGAGUGAACGAUGAUGUCAAUGUGAGAAUAACAUCUCCAGUUCUUUUUUUUUUCUUUUUUGAGGAGUGGAAAUAAGCUUGUUGAAACAUGUUCGCUCAAAUUAUUUAAAAAAUCUUCGAAAUAUAUUUGGACACCACAAUAGGGAGUAUCAUUUGUAUUAUGAACUGUACAUCGAUAUGAAUUAACAUUAUAUUGUAAGCAUAUACUGAACUCUUUAUUUACAAGUAUGACAUUGUUUAUUGUAAAGGUAUAGCGCUGACUCUGAUCGAACGAUGAUAUUCUUUUUCUUUUUUUAAGGAGUGGAAAUACACAGCGUGUUAUAUAGGCAGCUUGCUGUCGAAUCAUAAUCAAAUGACGUACGAAGUGGAAAAUGGUGAAGUGGUACUUAUCUAUCUCUCAUUCCGAUUUUAUUGUCAAAUGUGAUGUUGAAAUCAAGUUGUGACUAUACAUUGUAAUCUAAUUUCAAAAGCUCUAAGGAUUAUUAAUCGCAUGUGAAAGAGAAACACCCGCUUCACUACCAUACACACAAUAAUGACAAUUAUAGUUGAAGCCAUCACGAUUAUUAAAUGCCAUUAUUUUACAUCA
Molecule: messenger RNA, 3044 nt
Organism: Lytechinus pictus (painted urchin)
Lineage: Eukaryota; Metazoa; Echinodermata; Echinoidea; Temnopleuroida; Toxopneustidae
Product: alpha-(1,3)-fucosyltransferase 7-like
Exons: 1
Coding region: 180-1445 (421 amino acids)
Cellular component (GO): membrane
Molecular function (GO): alpha-(1->3)-fucosyltransferase activity
Source: RefSeq, a predicted model, not a curated record